AAGCCGAUGACGUUCUUCUGUGCUUAUUCAUAUAUCUUCCAGUUAUCACUGAUAUUCACAUUUGAUUCAGAUUUUUUGGUGGUAGUGUCUAGUCGAGUUUGUGCAGAUUCGUGGACGGAGCGAACAGAUAAAUUAAAUCCCUUUCUGUGAAGUGAAGUCUUGCCGUGUGAAGUUGCCGCUACAUAAACGUUCGCUAUAUUGUUGUAUAAAAUUAUAACAAAAUGUUUAGUUUUCUGAAGCGCGAGAAAAAUAAUCAGGAAGUGGUAGAGAAUGUGGUUGGCGAGUUAAAGAAAAUUUAUCGCAGCAAGCUGUUACCUUUGGAGGAGCACUACCAAUUCCAUGAUUUUCAUUCACCUAAGCUUGAAGACCCAGACUUUGAUGCAAAGCCAAUGAUAUUGUUAGUGGGUCAAUACUCAACUGGUAAAACCACGUUUAUACGUUAUUUGCUGGAACGCGACUUCCCUGGCAUUCGUAUCGGCCCUGAGCCCACAACAGAUCGUUUCAUUGCCGUAAUGCAUGAUGAGAAGGAGGGUGUCAUACCUGGAAAUGCACUUGUUGUUGAUCCAAAAAAGCAAUUCCGUCCACUAAGCAAAUACGGCAAUGCCUUUUUAAAUCGUUUCCAAUGCUCCACUCUCAAUUCACCCGUCUUGCAAGCGAUUUCCAUUGUUGAUACCCCUGGUAUUUUAUCAGGCGAAAAACAACGUAUCGAUCGUGGUUACGAUUUUACCGGUGUCUUAGAAUGGUUUGCAGAACGUGUGGAUCGAAUUAUAUUACUCUUCGAUGCUCAUAAACUCGAUAUCUCAGAUGAGUUUAGACGUUCCAUUGAAGCGCUUAAGGGUCAUGAUGACAAAAUCCGCAUUAUACUCAACAAGGCUGACAUGAUUGACCACCAACAAUUAAUGCGUGUAUACGGUGCUCUUAUGUGGUCUUUGGGCAAAGUGCUGCAAACACCUGAGGUAGCGCGUGUCUAUAUCGGUUCUUUCUGGGAUCAACCACUACGUUUCGAUGCCAACCGUCGACUCUUUGAAGAUGAAGAACAAGAUCUGUUCCGCGAUUUGCAAUCACUGCCACGCAAUGCAGCGCUGCGCAAGCUUAACGAUUUGAUUAAGCGUGCGCGCCUGGCGAAGGUACAUGCUUUUAUUAUUUCUGAAUUACGCAAAGAUAUGCCAUCAGUGUUCGGUAAAGAUAGUAAAAAGAAGGAUCUAAUUAAGAAUCUGGGUCAAAUCUAUGAUCGCAUUCAACGUGAACACUCCAUUUCACCUGGUGAUUUCCCAGACAUCAAGAAAAUGCAGGAGGUGCUGCAGCAUCAAGACUUUAGCAAAUUCCAUUCUCUAAAACCACAUUUACUGGAUGUAGUUGAUAAUAUGUUAGCCAAGGACAUCGCGCGACUAAUGGAAAUGAUACCGCAAGAAGAAAUGACGCUCGUGUCAGAGCCAGUGGUCAAGGAACUCAAAGGUGGCGCCUUCGCUGGUGUAAUCGACGAUCACGUCUCGCCGUUCGGCUACAUGAAGGGCGAGGGCAUCGACGCUGGUUUCGGCGAACAUGACUGGAUCUGCAAUCGCGAUAAACCACGCACGGACGCCAUCUUCAACGCGCUGGGGCCGGUGGAUGGGCGCAUAUCGGGAGCGACUGCCAAGCAAGAACUCAUCAAAUCGAAGCUGCCCAAUUCAGUGCUCAGCAAAAUCUGGAAGCUGUCCGAUGUCGACGGUGAUGGUUUCCUAGAUUCGGACGAAUUCGCACUCGCGUUGCACUUAAUCAAUGUAAAACUGGAAGGCAACGAACUGCCGAAUGUGCUGCCCGAACACUUGGUGCCACCGGCGAAACGUUGCUAGUGUUAUUAAAAAAACAAAUUUUUACUUUAUCAUUUCUUUUCUGUUCGUUCACAUCUUAAUUGGCAUUAUGACGAGCGUACGUUUCACCUCGCUUCAGUUUCCUAUGAUAUCGUUGCUAAUCUGUUAAUGUAAUACGAAAAUGGUACUAUGCGCUUAAGUCAGCUAAGCUACUACGUAUUGUAAACUACACCUAUUUAUAUGAUAUAUACAGCUACAUAUAUAAUUUGUUGUCGCAUAUGUAAGAGCCUGCAAUCGGUAUGCACAAAGCGUCGUUAAAAGUGCAUUGUUAACUAUACAUACAUACAAACAUGUACGCAAGGAACGUUCCCAACUUUUGUAGACCCAACCAAGCGCUAAAUUCACUAAAUACAUAUGUAUGUAUGUGAUAUGGAUAUGAGUUUUGUAUGCUUUGCAUUGUAUGUAUGCUAUUACACCAGUUACAUAUGUAUGUAUAUUAUAUUUCAUAUUAAGUAAAAUUUCAAUUUGAGGUUUAAACGCGUACACCCCGCAUAUCAUGUGAAUGUAACUGCAACAUAUUUUUGUAUAUUUCAUAUACAUAUGCAUCAAUAUUAACUAAAUAUACAAAACAAAUUUCAAAGAAAACAAAAAAGUUUGUAAAACACACUUUAGUUGCAUAUACAUACACACAAACAUGCAUGCAUAAAUAUCUAAGCGCUUUCUUUAUAAAAUUCAUUUUAUAUUUAUAUAUGGUAUAUACAUAUAUAUAAUAAUAUAAAAAAUGAAGUUUUGUUCGAAAUGAAACUAUCUAAACUAAAUGUAAAUGUGUACAGCAAAUGAGAAAUUAAAAAAAUAAAGUGAAAAUAUAUUUGAUACAUACAUACCAUAAAUGCAAUUAUUUGCACUUUUAACCGCAAUGUCGUAUGCACACACACGAAAAAUAUGUUACAAACUUAAAUAAAUCCAUUGCAUAUGUAAAAGAACAAAAAAAGGGUAGCUUUCACAGUUGCAACAUUGAUUUUGGCUCAGUUGCACGCAUUAAUUGAGUCCUGCGCAUUUCUUUCCAGUUUGUAGAUUAUAAAUUUUUGCUUGUUUUCCACAUUUUGUGCAAUUUUUUAACAAAUUUUUGUUU
This is a messenger RNA of Bactrocera tryoni, 2922 nucleotides long. RefSeq names its product EH domain-containing protein 3 (gene Past1). Gene Ontology annotation, biological process: endocytosis; endosomal transport. Lineage: Eukaryota; Metazoa; Arthropoda; Insecta; Diptera; Tephritidae. The transcript is spliced from 5 exons. Bases 222 to 1832 code for a protein of 536 amino acids. Gene Ontology annotation, cellular component: cytoplasm; plasma membrane. Gene Ontology annotation, molecular function: GTP binding; protein binding; calcium ion binding. The record is from RefSeq and is a predicted model, not a curated record.